AAGAAUAAUUUAUAAUACAACAAUUUAAAUUAUAAUUAUAAUUGAAAUAUAUUAAGUAAUACAUAAAUUUUAAUUUUAAUACCAAUAUAGUUAAUAAAAUGUGUAUUAUGUCUCAUUGAAUGCAGAGAUUUAAACUGAUUGGUUUUACGUGGCUGUGGGCUUAAAUAUGUAAGCGGCCAUCUUAACAAUUGAUCACGUGAUGUUUCUCUAACAGAAAUCUGAACACAAAUAUUCAAAAAAAAGCUGCGAGCUGGCAGCACUGCUGAUUAAACGAGUAACAACCUCUAAGUUUAAGUAUCGUCUUUUUGAAAUGGAUGUCGAAAAAAAAGUUUUCUCAUCGACGAUAAUAAGAACACAGAAUCAUAUUAAAAACAAUUUGCAAGAAAUAUUGAAUAUUGUUCCUGCCACGCCUAUAGUAGAUAAACUAGAAAAAGUUAGCGAUUUGAAUUUUAUACAUAAAAUUGACAAAUAUUAUGUACCAAAGAAAAAUAAUGGAACGAAAGUUAAAACUGUACAAGAUAUUCGAAAGAUUUUUGAAUCGGAUGUUAAUAGUUAUUUGCCAGAUGAGUUAGAAAAACAGAAAAAUGUGUUGUUACGUAAAAUUAGACUUGGUUCGUCAAAAGACGAAGAAACAAAAGAAACAGCUAAAAAUAUGUUAAAAUCAAGUUCUCCUAUUUCACGAUCGGCUUGGCAAAUGCUUAUAAAUAUUAACCCAGAGGAACAAAAAUUUGCUCAUCAAUAUGUUCGUUUUAAUGGGAAAUAUAUUCAAAUAAAUGGCAGUAAAGGUGGGAAUUGCAAGUUUAUAUAUAAGCAUGACAUUGGUAAAAUCAAGGAACUUUCUGUAAAUAAUUCAACAUACAGACGAAAUAAUUUAAAGAAAAAAAAAGCAUUGCUUCAAAAUUCGUUAAAUGUUAAAUUUAAGCCAGGGCCAUUGACAAAGAAAAAAAGUCUAGAUACUUCCUACCAAAAAUAUCAGUUUGGUGACAUGGAAUUAGUCACAUUACCGAAGCCUGGUCUUGACCUACAACCGUCUUAUGGUAAACCUUUGGCUCCAGUUAUCAAUACAUUUCUUCAAAAUACCUUUUUGUUAAAUUCUAACGGAGUAAUUAGUCCAAAAUGGGCAGAUUUUGCAGUUACAGUUUUGGGAAAAAAUGAAAAGGGAAUUCCAGUUCAAUUAAAAGAUAGCUGUAAUGUUACGUUUGAUUUAGAUUACAAAUGUUUUCAACAUAGAAUACUUAUGCGUAACGAUAGUGAUAUUAUACACCUUGAAAAAGUACAAAGAGUUCCAAUACAAACAACCGAAGAUGAUUCAGUUAUACUAUCGGAAGUGAUUAGUGUCGUAGAUAAUAUAAUUGAUGCUGUCGAAAUUAGCUUAAAUCAAGAUGAAAUGUUUUUUGGAGAAGACGAAACACGAGAAGAAAUAAUAACAAACAGCAGUUCUAAUACAAAUCACCUCAAGGAAAAGGGGAAACGAAAAUAUGGUGAGCUAGGUAGGCUUGAUGUUACUGUUAUCAGAAUUUCAGAUACAUCAGAAUUAAAUGCUAAAAAUGUGUGUUCCAAUGCUCAUUGUACUUUAGGGUGUAUUUGUGAUUCAUUAAAUUAUUCCUACGGCUUGAAAAUACAUUGUGGACGAUUUGAAUGUAUGUUUCAAUGUAAAUGUGACUAUUCGAAUUAUAGACUUUCGGAUUCAUUUGAUAAUGAUUGUACCGAUAUAUUGCCGGGGUUAGUGAAUUUAGACCAAAAAUUGGGACAAACAUUAGCGAAAGAAGAACAAAAAUUUCAUCAAACUGUAAUAGUAACUGAUGACAAAAGUAUAUUGUUGAAAUCACAAAAAAGAAAUUGGAAAACUUCAAAAAAGUAUGCUGAGUUUUUUAGUAACAUGCGCUUAAAAACGAAAGAUAAUACGAAAAAAACCUUGUCGGUUCUUUGCACAAAUCUUAAACUUAAUAACGUUGAGCCUUGGUGUAUGGUCCACAACUUGUAUAAAUGUUUUUGUAAGGGUAAAUUUACAAAAAGUUUUUAUCCGGGAGUCGAUGAACCUGUGAAUACAAAUAUUAAAAUUCCUGAAAAAAUUAAAAAAGUGGUUAUAAAUAUUGAUCUAACUCGGCAAGAACUAUCCUUAGAUAACAAAGCAAAUAGGAAACGUUCUAUUUAUGAUAGUAAUGAGUCAUCAUUAGAUUCUUUUGACUACUUUGAAAGUGUUAAAUGUGUUAGAACUCUGCCUUAUAGGGGUAGAAAACAUUGUGAGGAAUACUACCAUACUACUAAUAAAAAAAUAUUGGAAAUGGAGCGAAAUGACAAAACCUUACGCAAGAAAUUGGCAAGCUUAAUUAAUAAAGAAGAUUCUCAAGAAAAUAUUUCUACGCAAAAUGUUAAUACCUCUGAUGUUAUCGACUCAACCUCAAAUGAUUUAUUGAAUAAUGUUAUUGAACAAAUUCCAUUAGAGUAUAAGGACGUUAAAAAAUUAUCAAGUACAAAGCUUGUCACGUGGCUCGAAUCAAACUAUAAGCAAUAUAAAGAACGAAGUAAUCAAGGUCCAAUUAAACAUUCUUUGCAUCCACCAAGACUGGGUACAAUGGCCUUAUAUCCAUGGGACUUCAUAUUAGAUAGAUAUCGGGGAAAAAAAAAUUACUUUCUCAUAUCAAAACAACAACCUUAUCGCAUUUUCAUGGCAGUAAAUAUAAAAAAUUCUUUGUUUGAUAAUUGUAUUAAUAUAAAUGACAUUGCUUUAUCCGACCUUGAUAAAUACCCCAUAACGGUAAAAAACUUACUUACAAAUGCAACCGAUCUAAAAGAUAAUUUUUGUAUUUUAUGCGGACUAUCACAUUGUUGGGAGUUGGUUGGUUCGGUUACAAAAGUAAAUAAUAGAAGUAACGUAACAGAAGAAAAUGAGAUAGAGACAACUAUUUCACAACGACCAAAGUCUCAAAGUGAAUGCAGUUCUGAUUUAGAAUUUAUGCCGGUAAUCACGGAUAGCUCUGCAGAUGAAUUGAAUUGUUCAUUGGAAAAUGUUUUUAAUCAGACAUCCGAAAAUACUCCGGAACAAUCUAAAUGGUUUGUAAUGACGGUAGAAAAUGAUUUUACAGAAAUUCGAUUUUACAAAAGAGGAUUUUUUGUCAAGUAUGAAAGUAUUAUGAAAGCAAUAAAUGUUGCAAAGGUAUCAGGUAAAACGGUUAAACUUUCAUCACAAAAUUGCAGUUAUCCUCAAAACAAUCCAAGUUUUGGUAUUUAUGCCAUACCAAGUGAUACAGAAAAUUAUGUUUUUAUCGGUCCGUAUGAAAAAGAUGAGGCAUUAGGUAUAGAAACUAUAAGAAAUAUACAUGAUGUAAGAAAAACUAAUUGCACAAGAGGUAGAUGGAUAACUACUAAUAAAAUUGAUAACUUAAAUGUUAUAGAUAAUCCUUUAAAGUAUAUGCCAUCAAAUAAUGCAGACAGUAAUAAUAUGCUUAGCUUAGACAUAGAAUCUAGCUCAAAAGAUGGUACAAACGAGUAUCAAGUAGUUUCCGAUAAAAGUACAACCUCAACUGGUUCCAUGCAAAACACUAAUAAAGGGGUGGUAGGGAAAGUAGUUAAACCCAUAAGAAUACGAAAGGCAAAUGGUUUUUUCCAACUUGCACCGAAUGGUUUGUUAAAACAGGUACCUGUACAUAAUAAAGAUACAUUAAAAUACAAAAACGCUUUUCUUGUUAAAAAGAAUAUGUUAAUAAAUAAAGAUACUAAUAGUUCAAAUGCACCUUUGUUAAAUUCACCUUUACUAUUGCGUCAAGGUGUUGUUCAGCAUGGAGAACAGGUGGGAAAAGGAAUAAUGUUACAAAAUCAAAAACCCGUACAAGAAAAUGCACAUCAAGCAAAAACACCUAAGAAUGAGAUACAAAGAAGAAAGUUAGAGGGGGGUAUGUUUAUAUUAAAACCAGAAGAGAUUAACAAAAGAUCUUUUGAAAAUCAAUUAUUAUGUAACCAACAGAAAACUAACAAACAAAAUUCUACUGAUGGAAGUGAUAUGGACUUAGAAGAAUUUCUUGAAAAAUUCGUAGUAAAUACAGGAACUCAGUGCUAUGUUAUUUCGGAUGACGAAGACGACAGCACUAGUAACCUUUGCACUAAAGAUAAUACAUGUAAAAAUGUUUGGAUUGUUUGUAAGAAUAUAGAGAAUCUAGGUUGGAUCCCUGGCAGGCGGAAUUCUGAAAAUAGAUUGAGUUUUGAAUUUCCCGGGUUUAAAUACACCGAUUUCUAUAACGAAGACGAAGCGUUUCAUAAAAUAACUCAGGUGAUGUCUAGAAAAAUUUAUAUACCGAGGCAUAUUCAUUUAGAGUGGCAUGCGCUUGAGUCCUUACCUGAUAGCAACAUCAAGAACAAAUUAGAGGCAAAAAACUUAACUCCAGACUACGUGUUGACUCAAAAAGGCUUUCAGCAUAAACGUGAGUUGUUGAAAAAUAUAAAAUCAAUAAAAAAUGUGGAUUCUCCAAGCACCGCUCUUUAUGAAUUUCUUAUGCACGACCUUACGGAUAAGAAUAAUGUAAUUACUAAAUUAAAAGAAACUAGUAAUAACUUAGAAGAAGAAAGUUUGUUUCUUAGGAAUAAAAAUAUGGCAAAGAAAAGAGAAAUAUUGAAAUCGUUUUCUAAAGCGACGGAAGAUCUUCGCAAGGAAUUGAUUGAUCAGCUAAAUAAUAUAACAAGUGACGCUGAAGACUCUGAAUAAAGUGUUAUAUAGUGAAAAGGGACCGUUUCAUUAAAUAAUGUACAAAAUGUAAUCGAUUUUUAGGGUGUCGACAUAAAAUGAAACGGCCUUUAUAGGUACUGUUAAUUGUAAUUAUAUUUAUAUUGUAAAUACUUCGCCGUUGAAAUUGGCGACAUACUGAUCUCAUGAAUGUCUCUGACCAUGUCUAUUUCAAAUGUCACAUUUUUUAAUAUUGCAUCAAACAGACAAAGUUUCGAGUGUAUCAGCUUUAAAUUCUAACAUAAAGCUACCUGAGUAUUAUGACUUAUAUCUAUUGCAUAAACAUCUCGGUAGUUUUUAGUUGUCUUCUUUUCUAGACACACUUCUACAUAUAAGGUCUAUUCGGAUAUAAAUCAUAUAUUCAGUAAAAACUCGCCUUGGCAAAAAUGUAUUCACAGGACUUCUAACUUAGCUAUAGUCCAAUCCACGAAACGAACUCCCAAAGAAAAUCGUAAUUGUGCGCUCAUUGGUUAAUAUGCGUGACCUUCAUCAGCCAAAUAAUUUCAUAGGAUUGUCUUACAUAUCGGAUUCGUCCAAUUAAUCUCUAGCCGUGCACAUUGACCAAUGGAGUGCAAGUAUUUGGUUUCCUAGGAGUUCUACUAGUGGAAUGGACUAUACUUCAAGGUUUCUUGUAUUUACAUUAGGUUGUUUCUAUAUAAUUAUAGGAAGCUAUUUGAACUUACAUAAGUACGCUAGUUAGUUGUUAUUUUAAAAUCUUGAUAUCCAGUAAAUUCGAAUCGCAAUAAAAGUAGUUGUAGUUUUAUAUACCUUCAAUGAUGAGUCAAUAAUAAUUAAUUAAGACAUUGUUUUAUUUUCUUAGUAACAACAAAAGUCAUAAAAUUCUUUUUUUUUUUAUCCUAUUAUCUUCCCUGCAGGAAAAGAAUCUGUGAUAUGCGGUAAGAUCUUUAUUUUAUACAUUGAAACAAUAGUGCUUACAAUUGCCGAAUAGUUUGUGGAAUAUUUUAAAGGAUUUUACAUAUUUUGAGUUGUAAAAAAGUGAAAUUUGUUCAAUAGAAACAUCCAAAAUAUGCAAAUAACCUUUUUACAACAUAAACUUAGGUAAACGUGCUAUGUGUUCAAGAGCUGUUAGUGUAUGGUAUCAUUCACCUGUUAUAUGUACAACAUUUUUUAUCUUUUAAGUAUGAAUAUAUAUAAUAAGAGUUGGCAUCAUGAGUUUUAUUCAUCAUUGAGCCAUAUAAAAAAUCACUGCAAGAUAUUGCAGAGAGGUAUGUUGUUCUUUAUUAUUUUAAGGCGCUGGACAUUUUUGAUUUUAAAUCGGUCACGAUCAGGGCCGGACCGUAAGUUUA
Molecule: messenger RNA, 6024 nt
Organism: Vanessa atalanta (red admiral)
Lineage: Eukaryota; Metazoa; Arthropoda; Insecta; Lepidoptera; Nymphalidae
Gene: ocm
Exons: 6
Coding region: 311-4699 (1462 amino acids)
Source: RefSeq, a predicted model, not a curated record